This is a messenger RNA of Chelonoidis abingdonii (Abingdon island giant tortoise), 4524 nucleotides long. It is a transcript of the gene GRK2, whose product is annotated as G protein-coupled receptor kinase 2. NCBI's taxonomy places the organism in Eukaryota, Metazoa, Chordata, Testudines, Testudinidae. Gene Ontology annotation, biological process: desensitization of G protein-coupled receptor signaling pathway; G protein-coupled receptor signaling pathway; protein phosphorylation. The record is from RefSeq and is a predicted model, not a curated record. Gene Ontology annotation, molecular function: G protein-coupled receptor binding; ATP binding; G protein-coupled receptor kinase activity.
UUGCUUUAAGCUGCAGCCGGAGAGAGACCUAAGCUAGCCUGUGCUGUAGCCAGUGUGGCGACCAGGCAGGGCAGGAGGAAGCGUUGCGGAACCCGUCGAUCCUGCCUCUCUCUCUUUUAAUGACCUAGUGACCUGACAUUUUAUCGGAUUGUUAUUUUUGCGGUGGCUUUGGCGCGGGGUUUUUUUCUUCCCCUCCAACGCUCGUGCCCCUCUCCUGGCACUCCCUUCGGCUGGCCCUGCCCGCUGCUUGCACCAGCAGAUCCACACAGACACACAACUCAGAAACCGAAGCAGUUGUCAAGGGGGUGGGAGACAAGUAAACCCUGAGCCGCAUCCACUGCAAGGCAGGCCCGCCUCUCCUGCAAACACGCACAGCGCCUCAGAGAGGAAGGGGAGCCGCUAGCAGAGGAGGUGAAGCCGAUCAGAAAUAAGGAAGAAGUGGAAGGGGCUGUAGCUGCAAGGCAUCAUGUGGAUCUGUUGGUGAAAGGGGUGGGGAAACAACACCCCCCUCUUUUUCCCACCCCAACCCUCUCGGCAUCUAGAGGGGCAGAGAGGGGGCUCGGUCGGCCGCUGAGGCCGGAGACUCAAAAAUUAAUAAUCUCUUAAGGUAUUUAAAAAACAAGGGGUGGGGGAGGAGAAGAGAGAAGAUUGCCUGGCAAGAUGGCCGACUUGGAAGCGGUGCUAGCGGAUGUGAGCUACUUGAUGGCCAUGGAGAAAAGCAAAUCUACCCCUGCAGCCCGGGCCAGCAAGAAGAUCCUGUUACCUGAGCCCAGCAUCCGCAGCGUCAUGCAGAAAUACCUGGAGGACCGGGGCGAAGUGACCUUUGACAAGAUCUUUUUUCAGAAGAUCGGGUACCUGCUGUUCCGGGAUUUCUGCCUGAAUCAGGUGGAGGAGGCCAAGCCACUCGUGGAGUUCUAUGAAGAGAUUAAGAAAUAUGAGAAGCUGGACUCAGAGGAGGAUCGAGCCGCCAAGAGCCGCCAGAUUUUUGACCAGUACAUCAUGAAGGAGCUGCUGUCCUGCUCCCAUCCCUUCUCCAAGAGUGCCACAGAGCAUGUGCAGAGCCGGCUCAGCAAGAAGCAGGUGCCACCAGACCUAUUCCAGCCGUACAUUGAGGAGAUCUGCCAGAACCUGCAUGGGGCCAUCUUCCAGAAAUUCAUCGAGAGUGACAAAUUCACCCGCUUCUGCCAGUGGAAGAACGUGGAGCUGAACAUCCAUCUGACCAUGAAUGACUUCAGCGUGCACCGGAUCAUCGGCCGUGGUGGCUUCGGAGAGGUGUACGGUUGCCGGAAAGCGGAUACAGGCAAAAUGUAUGCCAUGAAAUGUCUGGACAAGAAGCGCAUUAAGAUGAAGCAGGGGGAGACGCUGGCCCUAAAUGAGCGCAUCAUGCUGUCUCUCGUCAGCACCGGGGACUGCCCCUUCAUUGUGUGUAUGUCCUACGCCUUCCAUACCCCUGACAAACUCAGCUUCAUUCUGGACCUGAUGAAUGGGGGCGAUUUGCAUUACCACCUGUCUCAGCACGGGGUCUUUUCUGAGGCCGAGAUGCGCUUCUACGCUGCCGAGAUCAUCCUGGGCCUGGAGCACAUGCACAACCGCUUUGUGGUGUACCGGGACCUCAAGCCAGCAAACAUCCUGCUGGACGAGUUCGGUCACGUCAGGAUCUCAGACCUGGGACUGGCCUGUGAUUUCUCCAAGAAGAAGCCUCAUGCCAGUGUUGGCACACAUGGGUACAUGGCACCUGAGGUGCUGCAGAAGGGUGUGGCGUAUGACAGCAGUGCUGACUGGUUCUCCCUGGGCUGCAUGCUCUUCAAGCUGCUGAGGGGGCACAGCCCCUUCCGGCAGCACAAGACCAAGGACAAGCAUGAGAUCGACCGCAUGACCCUGACCAUGCCUGUAGAGUUGCCUGACUCCUUCUCACCUGAGCUGCGCUCCCUGCUGGAAGGACUGCUUCAAAGAGACGUCAACCGGAGGCUGGGCUGCAUGGGGCAUGGGGCACAAGAGGUGAAGGAAGAUCCCUUCUUCCAGAGCCUGGACUGGCAGAUGGUUUUCCUACAGAAGUACCCACCACCCCUGAUCCCGCCACGUGGGGAGGUGAACGCGGCCGACGCCUUCGACAUCGGAUCUUUCGAUGAAGAGGACACAAAAGGCAUUAAGCUGUUGGACAGCGACCAAGAGCUGUACCGCAACUUUCCGCUCACCAUUUCGGAGCGCUGGCAGCAGGAGGUGACUGAGACUGUCUUCGACGCUGUCAAUGCGGAGACCGACAAGCUGGAGACCCGCAAGAAGGCCAAGAACAAGCAGCUGGGCCACGAGGAGGACUAUGCCCUGGGCAAGGACUGCAUCAUGCACGGCUACAUGUCCAAGAUGGGCAACCCCUUCCUGACACCAUGGCAGCGGCGAUACUUCUACCUAUUCCCCAACCGGCUGGAGUGGCGAGGGGAGGGCGAGUCCCCGCAAUCCCUGCUCACCAUGGAGGAGAUCCAGUCUGUGGAGGACACUCAGAUUAAGGAGCGCAAAUGCAUCCUUCUCAAGACCCGGGAGCACAGGCAGCUCAUCCUGCAGUGUGAUAGUGACCCUGAGCUGGUGCAGUGGAAGAAGGAGCUGCGCGAUGCCUACCAUGAAGCCCAGCAGCUGCUGCAGCGGGUGCCCAAGAUGAAGAACAAGCCACGCUCACCCAUAGUGGAGCUCAGCAAGGUGCCACUGCUGCAGCGCUCCAGUGCCAAUGGCCUCUGACCCCCGCGCCCCCCCUUCUCCCCUGGCUUUAAUUUAUUGGGUUGGGUUUUACUCGCACCCCCAGCGGAUCCGUAACUGUUAAUUUGCUGAUCCUUGUGACUCCCGCCCUGCCCCCUGCUGGAGGGGGCUGGGCAUCUGGAGGAGUGGGGCAGACUCCCCCCUCCCCUGAUUUGGGGAUGGAUCCUGCCUUCUGGAUCCAUUUCUCCCCUCCUUCCGAUCUCAGCUCAUGGGGCAGGGGCCAUGUUGGCCCUGCCCCAGCAGGAUGGGGGAUGCGAGGAUCACAGGAAGGAACUUCCUCUUUGGCACUUAACUUCCUGCUUUCUCUCUCCAUUAUCAAAUCGCUGCUGGUGCUGGAGAGCUCUGCUGGAGUAGGGGGAGGCAGCACAUGGCCCAGAUCCCUGGCACGCUAGAGGGCUCUGCCAGCGGUGGGGUUAUGGCCCAGGGCAUGCCCUUCCCACCCUGUAGAAUGCAGUGAGCAUUGAGGAAUGGGGGACAGGCCUUGCUUCCAGUCCCUUCUCCAUUGGUUCCCAGCUCUUACUGGAAGGGAUUCCAGCCCCAGCAAUGCUGUCCCUUGGCUGAGGACCCAUGGUGCCAUGCGAGAGCCUUGUGGCUCAGGAUUGUCCAGGGGCUCAAAAGGGUGGGGGUUGGGUGUGGGAGGAGCUUCACUGCCUGGCAGGAUCAGGCUGGAGGGCCACUGACUCCUAGAGGAAGAAUCCCAUUAGGAAUGAACAGUGAAUUAUCUGAUGGAGGCAAACACCCGCACCUCCACUGCCCAGCAGCCUCUGCCCACGCCGACAGCCCCCAGCCCUGGGCUUCUGCUCCCACUGUGCCAUUGCCCCUCAGUCCUGACCCCACAGCCCUACCCUCCCCGCUAUUGCAUUGCUGGGAUGCCUGUCCCCAGAGUAUUUAUAAUAAAUUGUGCCAAAUAGCAAGGUGCCAGUCCCUGACCUGGCAGACCUGGGCAACUCGUUUCACCCAUGAGCAAUGCCAAACCCAAACCCAGGUCUGUGCAGGUGGAAGUGCCCCCAUUGGGCCACAUCUCUGCCCUCCCAGGGAGACAGGCACUUUGCUGGGCCCUAGCUUUGGGGUGCCUGGGGCUUGUGCCAAAGGAGAAGGAAGAGUUGCCUGAUGCCAGUGCUGUCAGGCUGGCUGGGGUGGGGGCCGAGCUUUGCGGGGGGGGGGGGAUGUUACUCAGCUAGCAGGGGGGCCAGUGCCAACACCAAGUGCUGUGUGUCUGAGUGUUGGCCCUGCUGCCCCCUUCCAUCCAUUGCCCCCUGUAUUAUCACUCCAGCCAGACACCCCACUCCUCUCCCUUCCCCCAUUCAGUGUUAUAACUUAAUCCCCCCACUCCACCCCAGAGCAAGAGGCUCUUGGGGUGACUUAACCCUGGGUUCCUUUCUACCCCCUCCAUGGCGGGUAGGAGACAGGGCAGGGUAUGGGGGAGCAUUUGGCAAGGGGAGUGGGGAAAGGGUCUCCCUUCCCCUGUUCCUCUACAUCUCCAUGGUCUCCCAGCCCCAAACCGCAUGCGAACCUGGCUGUGUGCUGCAUGCGCCCCCCUCCCCAACCCCGUGUGAUGAGUUCUGCCCAUUCUGCCAAUGGCUCUUUUUUCCCCCCUUGGGGGGCGAUUUUCUUUGGGGGGGUGCCCCUCCCCCCCUCGCAGUGUCUGUAAAUAUUGAUUUCUGGUCCGUCUCUUCUCGGAGUUAUUAAUUUUUUGGCCGAUUUUUGAAUGUGAUUUUAACGAGUGGAGAGGAAAAAAAGAUAACUGAGUUUUUAUAAUAAAAAGUGAAAAAAUGA